UCCAUUAUAACAACUAUGCAUCUUUAUAAGCCACAUUUUCUAGCUGACACAGAGAGAGACGGAGACACUCCAAGGCGAAGAAGAGUGAGACUAGAGGGCGUCGCUGCCUGUGGCUGUGACUCAGAAUCAAAAUUGAAAGUCGGCUUUUGAACUGAAAACCGUUCAAGAGGAUCAUCUCUGUCUUAGCCAAUCAAGAACAAAGACUCAAUAUUGGGGAACUUGCAGCUGAGAAACAUGUUCAAUACAUUUGAUCAGUUGAAAAGAGGAAGGAUGAUUUUGUAUCUGUGGUGAUGGAACAUCUGAGAAUGAAUGGGGCAUACUGGGGAAUGACCACUCUGGAUCUUCUGGGAAAGCUUGACACUGUUGAUGUGGAAGAGGUUGUCUCAUGGGUCAUGAAGUGCCAGCACGAGUCAGGUGGGUUUGGUGGUAACAUUGGACAUGACCCUCACGUACUGUAUACUCUGAGCGCUGUGCAGGUUUUGGCCCUUUUUGACAAGCUAAAUGUUCUUGACAUUGAUAAGGUGACAAAUUAUAUUGCUGGGCUGCAAAAUGAAGAUGGAUCUUUUUCAGGGGACAUAUGGGGUGAAGUUGAUACGCGGUUCUCUUAUAUUGCUAUGUGUUGUCUCUCAAUAUUGCAUCGUUUUAAUAAAAUCAAUGUGGAGAAGGCUGUGAGCUACAUUGUAAGUUGUAAAAAUUUGGAUGGUGGAUUUGGAUGCUCACCUGGUGGGGAGUCCCAUGCGGGGCAAAUUUUCUGUUGUGUGGGUGCACUUGCUAUCACGAGGUCAUUGCAUCGUAUUGACAAGGACCUUCUUGGGUGGUGGUUAUGUGAGUGGCAAGUUAAAUCUGGAGGUCUUAAUGGCCGUCCUGAGAAACUUCCUGAUGUCUGCUACUCAUGGUGGGUUCUUUCUAGCUUGAUCAUGAAAGACAGGGUUCAUUGGAUCAAUAAGGAAAAGCUUGUUGAGUUCAUCUUGGACUGCCAGGAUAUGGAAAAUGGAGGAAUUUCUGAUAGACCAGAUGAUGCUGUAGAUGUCUACCAUACGUACUUCGGUGUAGCUGAUAAACAUUUCAUCGCUAGGAACCACAACUUAGUGAAUUUCAAGGACCUUAACAGGAUCUUGAAAUUCAAGAUCUUCCUCCACAAGGACGGUCAACUUCGAGCAACCCACGUAAUCCUCGGAUAUACCCUUGUCUCAACCUGCUUUCAAUCCCUAAAGCACGUUAGCAAGGAUAGACGUAGCUGUUGAAGGUUUUCUCAAGCAGUUGAACUUAUUGCCCAGCAGGUCACUAAUCUCAUCCAAGUCGAGGAGGAACCUAUAUACUCUGAGGAAGAACAAGAAGAGACAGCAUGAGAGCCUUCCUUUGUUGACCUUGAAGAGGACUUCAAGGCUUUCAAUCAACCUGAUCUAACCAAGCACUUUAGGCCAGCUCUAGACCUCGGGCCAUAACGCAAGUCAGCAUCAACCAAGGGAUCACAAACAUACCAGAAGGAAUGGUCAUCCAAAAGAAGACUCCCAAUUUGUUGGCCUUGUUGGAAUCCCACGCCGGGGGUGCCAUACCGAAGUCCCAGUAGAUCCGAGACAUCCUACCCCUAUUCCAGCUUGGUCUUCUCCUAUUGAGCCCGAGGAGAAGAAGAGAAAGAGAGAGCAAACCCAGCAAAGAAAUCUCAAAAUAGGGGGAGAUCCAAUCCCUAGUGGGGCAAGAGCCUUCCAAGGGGUUCAAGGCCCACUAGGGCCCAAUAGAAAAAGAGUGCCACUAAGGGCUCGGGCUCUGAUGUUGUUGCUGAUUGGCAACCUAAAGUCCCUGCUUGGAGCCGUUUGCUGGAACUUUAUGGGGCUCCUUUUCCCUUUGACUCCUCCAUUAGAGAUUUUUAGUAGGGAAAGGCUGGCUACGUGGUCGACUUGGUUGAGCAGGCGUUGCUCCUUCCCCAAGAUAUGGCAGAGCUGAGGAAUCUAAAGAAAUGCGAAGUGUUCCUCUCCCUAAACUUUGGAAUUUGGUUUCCUCGCGACUAUCUUUCCCUUGUAUAUUGGUUAGCGUUAAUAUUUUGAACUAAUAAAUGCAAGAUUUUAAUGUCAAAUACAAGAUCAUAAACCCUAAAAACACUUAGAAAGCCUCUCUCUAUAAAUAAGAGAUAUCCAAACUGAAAAAAAGGGGCCAAGUUUAGUGCUGGAGUCUAUAGGAAAACUCACUCAAGACACGCUAAUAAAUUUUGUACUUUUUACC
Quercus robur (English oak) is the source of this 2220-nucleotide messenger RNA. Its product is annotated as geranylgeranyl transferase type-2 subunit beta 2-like. Gene Ontology annotation, cellular component: Rab-protein geranylgeranyltransferase complex. The record is from RefSeq and is a predicted model, not a curated record. Gene Ontology annotation, biological process: protein geranylgeranylation. The transcript is spliced from 11 exons. Lineage: Eukaryota; Viridiplantae; Streptophyta; Magnoliopsida; Fagales; Fagaceae. Gene Ontology annotation, molecular function: Rab geranylgeranyltransferase activity. The coding region runs from base 291 to 1244 and encodes 317 amino acids.